Molecule: messenger RNA, 2334 nt
Organism: Mycetomoellerius zeteki
Lineage: Eukaryota; Metazoa; Arthropoda; Insecta; Hymenoptera; Formicidae
Product: AKT-interacting protein
Exons: 4
Coding region: 139-2256 (705 amino acids)
Source: RefSeq, a predicted model, not a curated record
CUGAGCAUCUAAAGAUAAAUUUAAGGAAGCCUCAAGUAUAAGGUCUGACUAUGAAUACGGGCAUUUGUCUUUCCACUAUGAUGCGAAGAUCGGUGCGAAGAUCGUUAUGAAAGCCAGAUAAGACCGUAAUCUGACUUGAUGGACGAAUUGGAAAUAUAUGGAGAAAAACAUCAAACCAAACGAUUAAUUAUGGAUUUAACUGAGGAAGAUGUUGAUAUAAUUAGCAUAAGUAGUCAAGAAGAAAUACAAAAUCGAACAAAAAAAUUGGACAACGAUGAAUGUGCGAGUCCGGAACGACGAAAAAUUAACGUGGUCGAAAUAGGAUCUCCAAUUCUCACCACAAAUCGUGGAUUUAACAGGAUUCUUUACCCAACCUUGGAAAUUAAAGAAGAACUGCAGGAGAUUACCCUUAAAGAAAAAAAACACUCUAAGAACAGCGAAAGUGAUGAAGUUGAAGAAGACUUACAUUUUCUAGAACAAUCUAAAGAUACUCAGGAGAUGGAACAACUAAUACAGUCGCUACUUGUAAAAGAAAAAGAAAAUUGGAUUAAUAUUCAAAAAUCAAAACCGAAACAGACCAAAAAUUUAAAAGCGGUUUGUCCAAAUUCGGUAGAGUUAUUGAGUGAAAAUAACAAUAACGAUCUUGAAAUUAUUAAUAAAACUCUUGAGCCCAUAAAUAAGUUAGUUAAUGGAGAUAAUAGCGGAAACGAAGUUACGCGUCAAUUUAAUCCAGAUACAACUAAGUUGUAUAGAACUACCAUAAAUCCUACCAUAGAAAGCGAGGUAGGCGAAAUUAGACAUAAGGUAGCAAAAACAAAUACGUGUACUACAAAACAAAUAGAUAAUAAGAAUAAAGUGAAUAAUUGUAAAGCUGUGAUAGUUCAACCACGAAAUUACGGCAAGGUAGCUAGAAGACCCAUAAGAAUGACAACAUUAAAAUACCCCGAUUUAACAAAUUUUCCUUUACGGGCAAACAAAAAAAUUAAUGUUCGUAAACUGAAGCGUAAGCAAAAAAUAGCGUUAAGUAAGGCUAAACAAUUAGCGAAAAAGGUGUGGAAACUCAAUGUUACAAAAUCACUAGCCGCAACUCGAAAGAUAGCUAGACGACAACAACCCAAAUCCAUUCCACUUACAGAAGAAAAGGAUGAAGUUAAGGUGAACAAUGUACGAAGGACGAUGGAGACUUCGUCAGAAACAAGUUUGAGCGACAUCGAGCAACAGCUGGAAAAAGACGAGAAGACACUACUGCAAAAACUUAAGAACGAAUUAAGUAAUAAACAGGAAAUUUUAUUGCGGAGACAACACAUAAAACAUAUGCGCGAAAUCGUACAACAACUCGAAAAAGAAAACGUUGGAUAUAAAGCAGCCGAUAUACAGACAGGACAACGACAAUUAGAGAUUACCAGGGCGAUUAACAUGUUCUAUCAGUUAAAAAAUGAAAGUACUAUGUAUGAAGACAAUUUCGUUAUCAAGGAUCAAGCAGGAUAUGACACAAUCCAAUGCCAUGUAAAAUUUACGAUCAAAGAUUUAAGACCAGAAGGUUAUUGUGGACCACGAGUAUUUCAUACAAUGUACGACUUAGUGGAGGAUCGUUUAACAAGACAUAUUGUUAUGCGUAAGAAUGACGGCACCCAGCAAGUGGAACAAUUACCAGUAAUUGAAAUUAAACCGUCCACAUCCGGAAUGGCAGAUGGGAAUAAAAAAGGAUUGUCCGGAAAGAAAAGGAAAAUAUUAUCUUCCGAAUCCAACUUUAUGGAGAAAGUGCAAAUAUCGAACGAAAAGAAGAAAAAGAAGAACAAAAUUGAUAUAUCGAGCAAAGCACUGAAACACGCAACAGCAAGUCGAACGCAAAGAAACGAUGGCAAAUUCAAACCAACAGAAGAACAGAUCACAACAUCCACAAAUAAACAAACAAAAAAUAAUCAGGAAAUCAUUUCCGCUAAAGAUCUUAAUCUUCUUCCCCACAACAAAAAUCUACAACAAAAGUUGAGCUUUGAAAAAAAAAUUUUCACCCUCGAAGUGAUGAAGUUGCCGGCUUUGAAUCCGACGUCGACCGCAUUGUUAAAAUCAAAAGAACCAGAGACUGGAAAUCAACUACCGGAGAGCCAGCCAGAAGAAUCUGCAGUGGAUGAGCUACAGAAUCCACAAAUUAUGAAUAAUAAUCAAGCGAUGGCGACAUUUUCUGAAGAAGACGUGGAGAAGCAGCCGAAUGUCGAACAAGUUAUGGAAAAUAACGAACGAAGACAGCAAGGAUGAUAAUCUAAACAGGCAAGGCUCGUUCAGGAAGCUUGUGCCAGGAAGCAAUCAUGGAGAUUCUCCAUUGAGCAUGUCUGC